Molecule: messenger RNA, 1116 nt
Organism: Mesorhabditis spiculigera
Lineage: Eukaryota; Metazoa; Nematoda; Chromadorea; Rhabditida; Rhabditidae
Source: the annotation of a GenBank genome assembly
AUGCGGAAGAACCGGCGUAGGGCCCGGCACUCACAGUUCGACUCCGGCCCGUUGUCGGCGAAGUCUCUCGCGCAGUUCGAUCCGGAUGGCCUACGGCCUGACGUGCAUGUGGUGGCCCGGAGCGGCUAUCCGGCGGUGCCGAUCCGGUUCCCCGUCGGGUUCCGGGACGCGUGCAACGUCGGUGGAUCAGUGGGGUUCGCGAGCUUCGCGCUGUGGCUGAGCGCUUUGCGAGGAGGGGAACCCGGACCGAUCUCGAAGCAGAUCGUGGAGGACAUGGCGACGGGCCGUUGGGGCAUGGUGACCAACAACUCCGAGGUGUUCAUCGAUGCGAACCUGUACACCGACGACAUUGUCGAGGGGACGAUCUGGAUCACCGAGCUCACCGGUCCGGAUCGGGCAACCACCAAUCUGCAUGUCGAAUGGUGCCGGGUCGACGGCGAGACGCGCACUCACAUCGGGUGGAGUGCGAUGCAGACGACGGGUGGAAAUCCUUCCCCACGGUGGUGGUGGCGCGGCACGGCCGAUGCCGCAGUACUUCCACGAUUUCAUCGAGCCGAUGACGAUUCCGACGGGGGCGAAGAACGUCGCUGUCCCCACACAACCGAAGGACGUCGAUCGUGGUUCCUUGAUCCGCUCGGCUCCGAUGGUGCCGCGCAAUCCGUACCUGCUCGGAAUCCGAGGUGUUCUCGACGACGAUGCAGGACGGAAACGUCAGGGCAACAUCUACUUCGGAGGCGCUCCGGGGAACUGCGUUGUGUGCACACCAGAGUUGAGCAUCUGCGCGAGGUCAUGCUGUUUGACGACGUCCUGGUCACGAUGUCCUUGACUGCCCUCUACGAGAGGGGGAUCGACCUCGAGCCCGAGUACUUCCAAGGUCAAUCAGGACGGAUCACGGAGAAGCUCAGUGAUCGCUCGGCACAGAACCGUCUGACGAUGCCGGGCGCUCCGGGAGAACUGGAAAUCUCUCCGCCGUCGAAACUUCCGCAGUCACUGAUCGAUUCGGUGCUGGAGGCGAUCGACGGAAACGACAUGGAUAUGACGCUGCACGGAAUGCAGGACGACUUUCGUGCGAACUCCGCCGACGUCGUUGCACUUGCACGGUGGAGUCACUUCACC